Molecule: messenger RNA, 2862 nt
Organism: Scatophagus argus
Lineage: Eukaryota; Metazoa; Chordata; Actinopteri; Scatophagidae
Product: serine/threonine-protein kinase PAK 2-like
Exons: 11
Coding region: 163-1941 (592 amino acids)
Biological process (GO): protein phosphorylation; lipid transport; lipoprotein metabolic process
Cellular component (GO): extracellular region
Molecular function (GO): ATP binding; lipid binding; protein kinase activity
Source: RefSeq, a predicted model, not a curated record
GACCUCUUUGAAGGCUCUGAUAGGAUGAAUUAAAAUGAAAACAUAAUGUGGGUGGAAGCCUAAAUAUUCAGUUUCCUUUCACUUCUCAGUAUAAAUUCAAGCUCACAUUUGUUUGAAACAGAGCCUCAUCUUUGCUGUUGGGUCAGGGAAACAACAAUAAAGAUGACAGCAGAACAGAGUAUCCUGGAAAGGAAUGGCUACACACCAGAUAAAAAAACAAUUAAGGACAAUUCUGUUGUUGCUACAAAGGGAGGUGACAAAUUUCUCAUAAAAAAGAUCACAUCACAUCAGGAAACAACAAUAAAGAUGAGAGCAGAACAGAGUAUCCUGGAAAGGAAUGGCUACACACCAGAUAAAAAAACAAUUAAGGACAAUUCUGUUGUUGCUACAAAGGGAGGUGACAAAUUUCUCAUAAAAAAGAUCACAUCACAUCAGACAUCUGGAAGUGCAGACCUCGACUCAGAGAUAGAAAUCCUCAGCACAAUAAGCCAUCCUCAUAUUGUGAGCUGCAAGAACUCUUUUAAAGGUAACAACACUCACUAUGUGGUGAUGAACUAUUGUGAGGGAGGAAGUCUUGCUGCAAAGAUCAGAGAGGGUCAGCCCAACCAUGAGUCUCAGGUACUGAGCUGGAUUGUUGAGAUCUGUGUAGCCUUGAAAACCAUUCAUGAAAAAGGGUUGAUUCACAAAAAUCUGACACCAGAGAAUGUAUUUCUCACUGAAUUUGGAACCGUGUGCUUGGGAGAUCUUGGAAAAAUCAACAAAAAUUGUUCAACGAGCACACAAUCGACCACAAACCAAACAAUAAAUUAUCUGGCACCAGAAGUCUUCCCAAAGGGGACCUAUGAUGCCAAAAGUGACAUUUGGUCACUGGGAUGCCUACUCUAUGAGCUCUGUACUCUGAAACCAGCGUUCUCAGCAGGGGCUGCAACCAAGCUCAUGCCCACGAUAACUGGUGGUCAUCUCCCAUCUCUCACAGAGCCAUUCUCACCAGAACUUCGUGAACUUUUGAACGAUAUGUUAAGUAGAAACCCUCAAUCAAGACCAACAGCCAGUGAGAUCCUGCAGUGUCCUAUUAUGAUAAACUGUCUUUCAGAAAAGUGUAAAUCAACUGUGGAGACACUCCAGAAAAAGCUGGGAGACCUCAGGGGUCUGGCUGAUGGUUUGGAGCGUGUGCAUCAAGGCACCACCUUUGGCAGCUUGGCAGGAGGAGUGAUUGGGGCGGCAGGAGGGAUAACAUCCAUAGUGGGCCUGGUACUGGCCCCCUUCACUUUGGGAACCUCUCUUAUUGUCACUGGAGUUGGAGUAGGGGUGGGAGUACUUGGUGGGGUCACAGCUGGUGUCUCGAAUAUCACAAAGAUGGCCAACCAGUCUGCUGAUCGCAAGGCUGUUCGACGCAUCAUUAAAGAGUUCGAGGAGAAAAUUAAUGCAGUUGUCAUUUGGCUCCAGGAGCUUAUGGGCAUUUUACAUACAAUCAAUAGCAGAUUUGCCACUGAGCAACGCCAGUUCAAUAAAGACAACUUGCUCAGGCUUAAUGCUGGCAUCAGGGCAGGUAGGGGUUUAGUUGGCAUUGCUGAACUGGCCCGACUUGCUCAAGUGAUAAACAUUGGCAAGAUUGCUGCACAAGCAUCCAGAGCAGUACGUGUGGCACAGACAUUAACGGGUGUGUUUUCUGCUUUAUUUGUGGCAGUGGAUAUAUUUUUCAUCACCAUGGAUGCAAAGGAAAUACACCACAUUAGACAGGCACAAGCAGCAGAGGACACAGGUACAAGUAGCUCUGAGUCAGAGUCUUCUCAAAAUAAAACUCCAGUCAGAUCUGAGGUCAUGAAAUUUGUCCGAUCAAUCAGGCAGGCAGCAGAUAACUUGCAGAAAGUCUUGGAUGAGCUGAAAGGCAUCAUCUCAUCUCUCCCUUCAGUCCAGGAUAAGGGAGCGUCAUGGAGUUGAUGUAACCCAAAGAUCUCAUCGAAGAAGCACAUGAAAUGACACAUUUCAGUCUCGGUCCAGUUGUAACUUCAGUGCUGCCACCUAGUGUCUGCUCCAUGCUGUGUCCCCACCUGAUUCAAUAAAUCAGCUCACAGAGGGGAUCUCUGAUGCUAACAUUUGGGUCUCAAAAGUACAACAAAGCACACCUGACCACCCGAUGUCAGAAGUGCGACAACACAAUUAAUUUGAAAAUGUUCAUUUAAGUUUGUCAAGUUAGAUUCAUGGUCUUCAUUGCAAAUAAUAAUAAAUCAAGAUGGGAACUUUUGGUUUUAAAUGGAAUUCUUCUUAAUUAAAUCAAUCAAAAACUGAUUUGAUCGCCUUUAAAUUAUCAGAACUAAUUCUUGAGACAAGAAUUGGUCAAAUUAGUCACGUUAUUCUGAUGCUGUGUAAUAAUAUAGAUAUAUAUAUAAUAUGAACAUAUAUUUACUUUUCUGCUUAGUUCUCAAUCAGUUAACAGUUUCACAUUUGUGUCUCUUUAUGAUUACAGUCAAAGCCCCCUGUGUGUAGGAUUUGAAGAAGUUUUAAUUUGAUGAUACUUUGGCACAUUACCUACACAUGGCUCCAUCCACAGAUCUGAAUUGGGGAAUCCUGCAAUGAAAAGGCUCAAAUCCAUCCUUCCCCAGGACUGUCUCAUCUUUCCACAAACAAUAAUGUGUGCCACUGCAAUAAUCAGAAAGACGAUAGUAACACACUGACACCCUACUAAAAGGAACUUUAACUGUAUUCAUACACACUAUGAUUUUAAGUCAUUUGUCAACUUCUUUAUCUGAAUGGGGACUCUGACCCUGACUGUCUCCAAACUGCAAUCUUGCAAUUACCAUAUGAAUGUAUUUGUAAUACUUGAAUGUAUACAUCUGAAAAAUAAAUACAAGUUGUAACAAG